Messenger RNA from Moneuplotes crassus, 3371 nucleotides. NCBI's taxonomy places the organism in Eukaryota, Ciliophora, Spirotrichea, Euplotida, Euplotidae. The record is from the annotation of a GenBank genome assembly.
CUCUUAGUGAAGUAUCAGAAGAAGAACAUGGAGUUUCUAGUAGAGGCAAUACCUUUAAUUCUAAACCAGAAUCAAGCAUCACUCCUAAAUAAAAUCCAAGAGGAAGAUAAGUUAGACCAUGUUGAAGACUCCCUUUCAAAUGAUUCUGAUUCAAGUCCUUUCAAAGGCAUUGUCAGACACUCUACUUUGAAUCCUCAAAAUACCCUAAAUUGUUUGGAAAAUCCAAACGAGCUGGAUAUUCUGAAUAGCCACAUCAAAAAGUCUGAAAUCAUCGGUAAAAGCCCUAUUCCUAAGAAUAAGAUAAAACUUCCAAAGAUUCUAGUGCUAAUAUCGAAAUAUCCUAUUUAUAAGGACUUAGAGCAAUUUCUGACCAAAAUUAUAAACCACUGUAUGGAUAAUACCAGUAUCCCUAUUGAAAGGAUGAUUACUAAUCUAAUAUAUGAGUUCCCCCACCCAGGAUUCAAGUAUAUCAUCAAGAGUAAAUACUGGGGCACUAAAGAAUGCUACAAAUUUAAAUACGAAACAGUAGAUUCCCUUCCUUACUGUGAGCCGAAACAUUUCUUAGAACUCUCUCCAUUCUACGAAAACUCACUUGUAAUCUGGGAUGUAAUGGAAAGAGUUCUGUUUGAAGAUCCAGUAAUCCUUGUUUCCAAAUCAAUAGAUUCCUUAAUCUCAUGGAGUGAGAUCUUAAAAUAACAUUAUCUUCCCAUUCAAAUUCUCUGGCUUAAUAAUCCCCUACAUGUGUAGGCCAGACUUAAUCCUAAUGUUCUUAUCCUCAGACUCAAACUGUAAAUACAUGCUCGGGCUGACACCUGAAUCAUACAAAUACGUCAAAGCGUACCUCCCCUCCAAAGUAACCUGCUUCGAUAUCGACUCUCAAAAACUGCUCCAAAACAGGGACGAAUUCAUGCAAGCCACCGAAGCCUUCAUCAUAACCCAAAGACAAGACUCAAAAGAAUCCUCCAGGCUAACCCUGCCUUACGACUCCUACACAGGAAAACUAAAAGAGCUUGAAUCCAUCCUAAAAUCUAUCACCAAGAAGAAGACCAGAGACUACAAAGAUACAGUAACCUACGCUACCAGAAUCAGAAAUUUCUUCUUCAACUACUUCAUGGACGACAUACUACAGAUCACGAAAUGUGACUACAGUCAGAAGGAAGGAUACCAGCACCCAGAGGUCAGGAAGAGACUACCCAAGUGGCAUAGGAGUUUUAUCGACGCUUUUGUAAAUACUCAGGUGUUCCAAAAAUUUGAAAUGAAGAUCAGAAAGUGAACAACUCCGGAGACAGAGAAAUUGGAUAGAUUAAUUCAGAAUUUUAGGAAAGAUUCGAAAACUAAAGAAAACCAUAGUGAUAUGAGAGAGACGUUGAAUACCGAUUUAAAUCUGAAAAAACUUAGCUAUCACAAACUUGCUGGCAUGUAUUAUAACUCGUAUAUUAAUUAUUCUGAUUACCGUGGGCUCCCGAUCAAAGAACAAAUUCAAUCAUCUCCCGAUCUUUCUCCAUUUAUUGAUGAAGAGAAUUUAAGAAGCUCGAAAAUAAGUGUAAUUACAAUGGCUGAGAUUAAUCGUGAUCACCGAUACUCCAGUCUCAAGAAGAGCCCAAGACCAGAUAUGAAAUCAAAAGAAGAUUCGAAGCCGAAGGGGCAUUCUGACAAGUCUCCUUCUCCAGGAACAUGCUAUCGAUAUACCUAUUUUCCAAAACUCCUAAAUGAGCUCGUAGACACUCCUGAGGCGAUCAGGGAGAUUAACUGGCCUCCAAUAGCCUUUGCUGGUAGUACAGGAGGAUAUCUUCAUGAUGUCUUCAAACCCAAGAGUAUACAUUACACUAAGGAGAACAUCAAUGAUGCAAUCUGGCUGGCAACCUGGAUCAGCACUUAUUGGUAUCAUGAAAGCCCAGAAAAAUAGAAUCCAUAUCAUUCAGUUGUUAAGUGAAUUACCCAAAAUGAACUUCUCCUCUAAGCAGAAAGAACUCCUCUUAUCCCAAAUAGUUGACAAUAUUGAGGCGUUUGGAACUCCUCUGGUGUCUGCAGAGAAUUUGUCUUAUCUUCUCCAUUGCUUGUUUAGACCGGUUCAAGAAAAGAUCACUUCAAAUAGAUCAGAUGACAUGGCAAACGCUGUGUUUAAUGUUGAUUGGAGACACCAAAACCAACUCAUGCUAUGAUUUUAUAAACUUGCUCUUGGAAAGAAGCUCAAAGUUACAAAUCACAACAAUAGAAUCUCCCUUUUUGACGGAAGACAGUCAAGCAUCAGUUCUAAUUUCAGUAUGGUACCAUACACAUUCAAGAAAUCAGGUGACGUAGAGGAGAAGCCUGAGCCUGUCGGUCUCAGUCUCCGAGGAGAGGCUAGAUCAAUUAGCAUUCCUUUAUCUUCCUCAAAUAAUUUCGUAGCUAACAAAAUUGAGAAGGCCAAUUCACUAGCGAGCAAGAGGAAAGAGAUUCAUCGUAAAAAGAACUUAACACCAAGAGGAAACCAAGGAGAUUACAAUUUUGAUCAAAAGUCCAAAACCUCCAUUUCCAACUUCGAUAAUUUAAAUGACUGAGUAAUAAAUGAAAAUUUUUCAGAUACCACAGAUGAUUAUCAUCAAAAGCCAAGGAAAAUUUAUAAAAGAACUUUGAGAAAAGAACCAUCAGAUACUGAAUAUGAGUACCAAAUCCGGCCAAAUGUUCAAUGCAUUGAGUGCAAGAAGAGCAUGCCUUUGACAGUCAUUGAUAAAGCAACUCCAAAUGAUGGCCACAAAGUACCCUUGCAGGAAAAAGUGAUCAAAGAGAAGGAAGCUCUCUCCAAAUGUCCCCAGUGCUUGAGAGAUACUCUGAAAGUCACUUUGAUUAUCUCCAAAUGCAAAAUCUUCUCUAUGAACAGAAAGAGGAAGUUUGAAUACCAUGAUGAGAUAAAAUACUCUGGCUCCUUCAGCUUGUUCUGGAAGCUCAGAGAGUUUCAUAAUGAAGAAAUCCCACAGAACAGAUCCUCUCCGAAAAAGAGCGGAUCUCAUUCUCUUAAAUACAAUGGAGUGAUGAAAGAGAUAAGUUGUUUCAGGCAAUGAUCCAAGUUACUUCAAUUAGACGUGAUUCAGCUGUUUCAACAUUCAAAGGAGUUGUUUUGGAACUUGAUGUACAGGUUCAUCAAAGACAAAAAGGACUACAUAUUCUUGCUUCCUUAUGAAGCAGAUAUACUUGGUGUAGAGGACAAUAAUCAGAAUGACCACAAUGCUGGAUCUGACAUGAAUUCUGAAAGCAUUGAAAACUCUCCAGCAAACAGCUCUCAUUUUGAUAUGGCUAAAAACAUGCUCUCUAAAAAUAGAAAGAGAAGAGGAAAACUUCUUGAUGACGAUGAAGUGAGCCAAAAAGAUAAAAGAAUCAGCGAAAAGUUCUAA